AUAGUUGUGACACUGACGCCCAGGGGACGCGCUAGCCCCCUGUAACCGGCUCGCGUCACGUUCCCCCGUACUGAGAGAGCCUGUUCCAAAAUAGACGGCACUCACCCAACACCCACCAACCCACCCACGCUCGGCCCCAAUACUCUCCCCUCUCUCUUUCCCUGCCGAGGAGCGUCACGCACGGAGUCUCCUCAGCAACUCCAGGAAACCGGAUCUCGGGGAAUAUUAUUAAAAAAGGAAGCAGAAGGUGGAGGAGUAGAUCACAGCACAUCAACAGUGAGAGUUGUCCAGGGAAGAGGGCUCUCCCCAUAACCUGAGCCAUGAGUCGCAGCAUCGUGCGGCAGAGUAAGUUUCGCCACGUCUUUGGCCAGACAGUCAAGGCUGAGCAGGGUUACGAUGACAUUCGUGUUUCCAAGGUGACGUGGGACAGCUCCUUCUGCGCCGUCAACCCAAAGUUCCUGGCAGUCAUCGUUGAAUCCAGCGGAGGAGGAGCGUUCCUUGUACUGCCAAUCUCUAAGUCAGGUCGUGUGGAUAAAAACUACCCGCUUGUGAUUGGUCACUCUGGACCUGUCCUCGAUAUCGACUGGUGCCCACAUGACGACAACAUCCUGGCCAGCUGCUCGGAGGACUGUACUGCAAUGGUGUGGCAGAUCCCAGAUCACUCACUGACCCGCCCCAUCUCCGACCCCAUUGUCGUCCUGGAGGGACACUCCAAACGUGUCGGUAUUGUCACCUGGCACCCCACCGCACGCAACAUACUUCUCACUGCGGGCAGUGAUAACCUGAUUAUAAUCUGGAACGUGGGGACAGGCGAGCCCCUCAUCACCAUGGAUGACCACCCAGACCUCAUCUACAGCAUCAGCUGGAACCGAAACGGCAGCUUGUUUUGCACCACCUGUAAGGACCGACGUCUGCGUGUCUGCGACCCACGCAAGAGGGAGGUGGUUGCGGAACGUCUGGCUCCACAUGAGGGUAUCCGGCCAAUGAGAGCCAUCUUCACCAGAGAUGGAAACAUUUUCACCACAGGAUUCACCAGGAUGAGCCAGAGAGAGCUCGGACUCUGGGACCCGACAAAUUUUGAGGAGCCCAUUGCACUGUUGGAAUUGGACACAAGUAACGGAGUGUUGCUACCAUAUUAUGACGCAGAUGCAAACAUGGUCUACCUCUGUGGAAAGGGGGACAGCAGUAUCCGUUACUUUGAGAUCACAGAUGAGCCACCAUAUGUCCACUACCUCAGCACCUUCAGCACUAAGGAGCCCCAGAGAGGGAUGGGCUUCAUGCCCAAGAGAGGUGUGGACGUCACCAAAUGUGAGAUCGCUAGGUUAUUCAAGCUCCUUGACAAGAAGUGUGAACCCAUCACAAUGACAGUGCCCAGAAAAUCGGAUCUCUUCCAAGAUGACCUGUACCCGGACACAGCGGGGGCCGAACCCGCCAUGGAGGCUGAAGAGUGGCUGGAUGGUCGUGAUGAAGAUCCAAUACUGGUGUCCAUGAGGGAGGGCUACAUGCCGCCCAAGAGCCGGGAGCUCAAAGUGGCAAAGAAGAACGUGCUGGAUUCCAAACCCACCACCCGACGAAGCAUGUCCACUUUGGACACCAACAGUCUGCCGCCUGAGCUGCUUGAGAGGCUGUUGGAGGAAAUUCAUAAUCUAAAGGCCACAGUUUUGUCCCAAGAGAAGCGAAUCUGUGAUUUGGAGAAUAAGCUUUCCCAGUACACCAAUGGCACUGACUGACAUGCAUGACACACACCUUUUGAAGAACUGGUCUAAAUUUUUGAAUAUUUAUAGGAUUAACCACUCAAGAAGUCCAACAGUGUUUAAAAGAUACCAUUGUGUAAGAAUAUGAAUGUGGACAUUGUAAAUGUUAAUUGGCAGUCCAACAAAUUUGAAUAAAUUACAUCUGUACUAAUACAACACUGUCAGAGAAGAACAGGUCUACAAAAAGUAGCAAAACUUAAAUGACAGAAAAAUACUUUUCUGCAUGAAAUGGAUUGAGUCUUUUUUGUUAAGUUGAAUCUACAAUCUCCUCAAACGACACAGUACACAGACAUCACCAUAAAAGACUCAAGCAAGCACACACACUCAGCACAUGUAUUUGCCUCGUCCCUCCGUAUCAAACAACCACUGACCAGUUCAUUAAAUCUCUCUGAAAACUUUUAAAAAUGUAAAUAGUGAUAAAAGGAAACAGUAGAAGGAUUAUACAUUAGACACAUUAUGACAACAAUAAAAAAAAUGUGUUUUUUAA
Molecule: messenger RNA, 2241 nt
Organism: Anarrhichthys ocellatus (wolf-eel)
Lineage: Eukaryota; Metazoa; Chordata; Actinopteri; Perciformes; Anarhichadidae
Gene: coro6
Product: coronin 6
Exons: 11
Coding region: 321-1730 (469 amino acids)
Biological process (GO): actin filament organization; cell migration
Molecular function (GO): actin filament binding
Source: RefSeq, a predicted model, not a curated record